This is a messenger RNA of Vigna radiata var. radiata (mung bean), 2448 nucleotides long. RefSeq names its product protein RTF1 homolog. Bases 192 to 2129 code for a protein of 645 amino acids. The record is from RefSeq and is a predicted model, not a curated record. Gene Ontology annotation, molecular function: RNA polymerase II C-terminal domain phosphoserine binding; DNA binding. The transcript has 3 exons. Lineage: Eukaryota; Viridiplantae; Streptophyta; Magnoliopsida; Fabales; Fabaceae. Gene Ontology annotation, cellular component: Cdc73/Paf1 complex.
AGCGCGGAAGACUAAGGUUACUAGCUUAGCUUACUUCUUCAAGAGUGUGUGGUGCCGUUGGAUUAGGGUUGUAGCACUUUCAAUACACUCUAUUCUCCACACCACGACUUCCUCCCAUCCAAACAUACUCUGCAAUUUUCUAUUUCUUCAACUGAUAUAUUUGGAUUCUAAGGCUGAGGUAAAACGGAGUUAUGGCGGAUUUAGAAAAUUUGCUCUUGGAGGCAGCGGGUAGAACCCGACACUCUCGGCCAACUUCAAGAAGAGGACAUGGUGAUGGUGAGAAUAUCUCAAGUUCAGAUGAUGAACAUGAAUAUUCUGGCCCAAAUCUCUCUGGCUCACGAGUUCCCCUAAAGAAGAGAUUUGAUCUAAAGGAAAGAUACGAUGGCAAGGGAAGUCAGGAAGAAAAGGAUGGCCAAUCUGAUCACAAUGGUGACAGCAGCGAUGAAUAUGAUUUUGGUGAUGACCUUUAUAAGAAUGAAGAUGACAGGCGUAAGCUUUCUGAGAUGACUGAACUACAGAGAGAGAUGAUAUUAUCAGAUAGGGCUACCAAGAAGUAUGAUAAAGACUUAUUGGGGAAGAUAUCAUCAAAGCGGGAGAAGGGAAAGACAACUCUACCUGGGACACAUACUUCAUCUCCUCCACCAUCUCGUGUGCGGUCAUCAGUCCGGUCAGUUGACCGGUCAACUGCCAAGGAUGGUGCUUUAAAUGAAUUGCGUGCGAAAAGAUUAAAGCAGCAAGAUUCAGAAGCAAACCGCAGACUAAAUGAGGCAUCUAAAAGUCCUGGACCGGGACAUCUUUCACCAAAGCACAAACCUUUCUCUUCAACAAGUCUCACUAGCUCAAGUGACAGUGAAAGUGAAAAUAGAUCCCUGAGUGAUGAUGGAGGGUUGAGUCAUGAUGACAUUAUCGUUGACAGUGAUAAUGACAGGAUAGUUUUACGAUCUGAAGGGCUUUCAUUUGAGGAUAUAAAAGAAAUUACUGUUUGCAGAUCAAAACUAGCAAAAUGGUUUAUGGAGCCCUUUUUUGAGGAGUUAAUUGCUGGUUGUUUUGUAAGAGUUGGUAUUGGUAGAUCAAAGUCAGGACCUAUCUACAGGCUUUGCUUGGUAAAAAAUGUUGAUGCCACCGAUUGUGAUCGGCAGUAUAAAUUAGAAAAUAAAAUGACACAUAAGUACUUAAAUCUUGUCUGGGGAAACGAAACUUCUGCUGCAAGGUGGCAAAUGACUAUGGUUAGCGACUCUCUUCCACUUGAGGAGGAGUUCAUCCAGUGGGUUAAGGAAGUGGAACGAAGAGGCGGUCGGAUGCCAACAAAGCAAGAAGUGGAAAUUAAAAAGCAAGCUAUACAAAAUAUCAACUCGUUUGUUUACUCAGCUGCUACGGUGAAGCAGAUGUUACAAGAGAAAAAAUCUGCCAAAAUAAGACCACUGAAUAUUGCAGCUGAGAAGGAUCGGUUAAGAACGCAAUUAGAAAUAGCACAGAGUAAGCAAAAUAAUACUGAAGUGAAUAGGAUCAUAACAAGGUUGCAAGAAUUGGAGGAAGCUCAGCAGUCUAAGGAGAAGGAUGCCAGAGCUCUGAAGCUUUCUGAGAUGAAUAAAAAGAACAGGUUUGAGAACUUCAAAAAUGCUUCUGAAUUGAAGCCAAUGAAUAAAGAUUUGAAAGCAGGGGAGGCAGGUUAUGAUCCAUUUUCAAGGAGAUGGACUAGAUCAAGAAAUUACUAUGCCGCAAAGCCAACUGAAGAGGCUGCAGCUGAAGAUAAUAGUGUCAUUGAUAUGGUGGCUGAUGAAGGCAGCUAUCAGACGAGAACAGCUGUGACAGGGGUGGCUGGCAUGGCUGCUACUGCUGCAGCAAUAAAAGCUGCUGCCGGUGCUGGGAAGUUAGUAGAUACAAGUGCUCCGGUGGAUCAAGGGACAGUGUCAAAUGUGCUGCACGAUUUUGAGCUGCCAAUAUCAUUAUCAGUACUCCACAACUUUGGUGGAGCCCAAGGAGUUCAGGCAGGGUUUAUGGCAAAAAAACAGAGAAUAGAAGCAACUGUUGGACCUCAAGUUCCGGAAAAGGAUGGUAAGAGCCAUGCGAAGACAAUAUCAAUUAGUGAAUACAAGCGAAGAAUGGGGGUUUUUUUGAAUUCUGCCUAAAUAGCAACUUUCAUCAGGUGAUCAUGGAGUUCUCAUUUUCUUUUACCUUCCCCAAAAUUGUUAGAUCCAAGUUUUACCUUGUUCGAAUGAUUCAACAUCGGUUCUUGCUGGAUGCCUGGAACAGAGCUGAAUAGAUGCAGAGAUAGUCGGGUUUCAGACAAAAUUAUGUUUGUUUGUUUCAAUCUUUACUUUUUUUUAAUGCACUUCAUAUGCAUUGUCUUAAGGAUGAUAUCAAAGGUGCUCAAUGACUUUAGUGUUUAUUUUGUUUUUUCCUAAAAAGAUUAUCACCUGAAUAUUUGUAGCCCCUUUACUAGGUUGU